Xiphophorus couchianus (Monterrey platyfish) is the source of this 4246-nucleotide messenger RNA. It is a transcript of the gene pgm2, whose product is annotated as phosphoglucomutase 2. Gene Ontology annotation, molecular function: phosphopentomutase activity; magnesium ion binding. Gene Ontology annotation, cellular component: nucleus. Bases 133 to 1968 code for a protein of 611 amino acids. The transcript is spliced from 13 exons. The record is from RefSeq and is a predicted model, not a curated record. NCBI's taxonomy places the organism in Eukaryota, Metazoa, Chordata, Actinopteri, Cyprinodontiformes, Poeciliidae. Gene Ontology annotation, biological process: purine ribonucleoside salvage; carbohydrate metabolic process.
ACGUCGUUUCCGCCCCUUGUUCGCAGUCAGGUGCAGACAUCCGCAUCUGCAUUUGUCAGAGAGAGAUUCGGGCUCGGUACUUUAUCCUCUAAGAACGGUGUGUUGUACCGGACCAAGAGGCGGGAAGAAAAGAUGGAGGACGGCUUGAAACCAACCGGCGACACCAAGCUGGACCAGGCUAUCCGGCAGUGGCUGCGGUAUGACCGGAACCCCAAGACGAUAUCCCUGGUGCAGGACAUGGUGAAGGACGGAUCGAUGGAGGCUCUGAAGAAGUGUUUCUCCUCCAGGAUGGAGUUUGGUACGGCUGGACUGAGAGCCGCCAUGGGCCCCGGCAUAUCCUGUAUGAAUGACCUCACAAUUAUCCAGACCACGCAGGGUUUCUGUCGCUACCUAGAGCAGAGUUUCGGUAACCUUAAGGAGCGAGGCGUGGUCAUUGGGUACGACGCACGCGCCCACCCUACCAGCGGGGGCAGCAGCAAGCGCUUCGCCAGCCUUGCCGCAGCAGUUUUCAUCAGCCGAGGAGUUCCGGUCCACCUCUUCUCUGAGAUCACCCCAACACCGUUUGUGCCUUUCACAGUUUCCCACCUGGGUCUGUGUGCUGGCAUCAUGGUGACCGCCUCUCAUAACCCCAAGCAGGACAACGGCUACAAGGUUUACUGGGAAAACGGCGCCCAGAUUGUCUCUCCUCAUGAUUCUGGAAUCUCCAAAGCCAUUGAGGAGAACUUGGAGCCCUGGCCAGCAUCCUGGAACACAGAGGAGGCCCUGAAGGCCACCUUGCUGAAAGACCCCUUCCAGGAUAUUAAGACACAAUACUUUCAAGCCAUCCAGAAACACUGUCAUCACAGAGAGAUAAACAAGAAAUCAGAGGUGAAAAUAGUGCACACUUCUGUGCACGGCGUUGGUCACACAUUUGUCCAGUCGGCUUUCAAGGCUUUUGAUCUUCACCCACCGUAUCCCGUAGAGGAACAGAAAGAUCCAGACCCUGAAUUUCCCACCGUCAAAUACCCAAAUCCUGAGGAGGGGAAGGGAGUUCUGACGUUGUCGUUUGCUCUUGCAGAAAGAGAAGGAGCCUCUGUGGUUUUGGCCAAUGACCCUGAUGCUGAUCGAUUAGCUAUAGCAGAGAAGCAGGAAAGUGGACAGUGGCGUGUGUUCAGUGGCAACGAGCUCGGAGCGUUGCUCGGCUGGUGGAUGUUCCACUGCUGGAGUGAGCAGAACUCUGACGCUGCCGCGGUGAAAAACCUCUACAUGCUGGCAAGCACCGUGUCAUCCAAAAUACUCAGAGCCAUCGCUCUGAAGGAGGGCUUCCACUUUGAGGAAACCCUAACGGGUUUUAAAUGGAUGGGGAACAGAGCCAAAGACCUCUUGGACCAGGGAAAGAGUGUUUUGUUUGCUUUUGAGGAGGCCAUAGGUUAUAUGUGUUGUAACUCCGUGUUGGACAAGGAUGGCGUCAGCGCUGCAGCCAUCGCAGGGGAGAUGAUUUCAUACCUGGCCACCAAAAGCAAAAGCCUCUCCCAACAACUUACUACCAUCUUUGAAGAGUAUGGCUAUCACAUCAGCAAGAACUCCUACUUCAUCUGCCAUGACCAGGAAGUAAUCCACAAUCUGUUUGAACGUCUGCGCAACUUUGGUGGCAAGAAGGACUCAUACCCAUCAGAAUGUGGCCGCUUCUCCAUCUCUGCUGUUAGAGACCUGACCACCGGCUACGACAGCAAUCAGCCCGACAAGAAGGCUAUUCUUUCUACCUCCACCUCCAGUCAGAUGAUCACCUUUACCUUCUCCAACGGUGGCGUCGCCACCAUGAGGACCAGCGGCACCGAGCCCAAGAUCAAAUACUACACUGAGCUCUGUGCUGCACCUGGCAACAGUGAUGUGACACAUCUGAAGAAGGAACUGGAUGAUUUGGUUGAUGCCAUUGUUGAGAACUUCUUUGAGCCUGUGAAGAAUAAGCUGCAGCCCAAGCCAGAGUAGUUCUGAUGGAAACUUCCUGGCCAAGCUGGGAAACGUCUCUGACCGUCGUUUCACAUCUUAAUUGUCCCUGACGUUAUUGGGUAUUUUUUUCCAGAUAAAUUGACUAUUUUUAAAGUUUGUCCUAAGAUCUUUAGAUGUUGUACUAGUAAUAAUGACAAAUUGUUUGGUUCAAUCAUUUGCAUCAGGAAAGCAAAAAUCUCACCCCACUUUAGUAGAAUUAGAAUGAGUCCCUCUGGAUGUUUAUGCCUAAAGCUACUAGCCAAACUUUUCUAUAAAAUCAAUCAAUCACCGUGGAGAUAACAUGUCGUAGCCAGUUUUUCUAUUUGUUUUGCUACUUUUGUUUUAAAUAAAUUGCACACAUUCCUCUAGUUACAUCACAGAAGGCACAAUGGAACUGAUCAGAUGUUUCGAUUAUGUCUAUCUGUAUUUUGUGGCAUUUACUUACCCUGUGUGUUGAUUGUCCACAGAAACCAGUAACUUGGAAACAUUCAAACCGGAAUAUAAACAGAUGUGCACACUUUAACAUUCUGCUUUGCCAAUCACAGCUGGACAGCUGGAGUCAAAUUCUGGCUCAGAUACGUAAAGUUGAAUCCCUUGCAACUCGAUUGUUAAUGAAUUUAUUUUUGAAAUUGUCAGGAGGUUUUCCACAAUAGGUUUUUAUUGUCAACAGAUCCGCUCAUGUUUUGUGAUGCCAUCAACCCUAGCAGAAUAAAGCAGGGAUUUUUUUCUUUGGUGCUCUUUCUAAAAAACCUUAUUCCCUAUGUUUUAUCCAUCUGUGUUUUUAUUCUGAGUGUAUAUUUGUCAGCAGAACAGAGAUACUUCUGUAACUUUAAGUAUACCUCAUUCCUUUUGAUCAUAACGGGAAACUUGUGCUCCCUUUUAAUGCCACAAUCAUUCCUUUUUUCCAGACUGUAUUAUGCUGUGCAUUGCCUGUAUUUGACAUAAUAUCUUCUGAAAACACUGUGCUUUGUAUCAGUGCACUGCUGCUGAUGUGAAAAGGUGCCCUCCAACACAACUAAACGUUGGGGACUGUUUUAGGCUUUGAAAUUAUGUCAUGUUGUUGAUGAUAAAUCUACCACUGAAUGUUCAGACCUUUAUAAUCACUGCACAUGCGGAAACUAGUUGCAGAGUUUGCAGAUCUACUGGCGUUACAACAAACUGUCACUAUGAGAUAUUGUGACUCCAGAGGGCGGUGUUCGCAGGGGGGAAUGAGAAUUCAGGUGACUUCAUAUUCUGACAGCUUUUUUUUUAGAAAAUGCGACCCUAGUGGAACUCGGUGGAUAGCCCACUGGUAAAAGUUCAGUCCAUCUUGUUAAGUCUGUGGCGAAAAAUGAUUUGCAGACAAUAGAAAAACCAGAAAACUCAAACUGAUAUACUUUGGCGAAGUAUAUCAGUUUGAGUUUUAAAGUAUGGACACAUUUUCUCAUAACAGCUAUCAAAAUAUGUGACUGCCUGUAUUUUAGUCUCUCUUCCCUUUGUCAGUAAUUUUUUAUUUUUGUAAAUCUUUUCAUAGACUGCCAGAAUUAUGAAAUCUUUUCUCUAAAUAAUUUGCUAUAAAUUGUAAUAUGGGUGAUGAAAGCUGUCAAACAGCCUUUCUGUAUUUCAGUCCAGGUUCAUAAUGGCACUCUGGAAUCUUUAAUGGUUGCAUAAUUUGGUGUUAAUCUACAGAAAACAAUUUUGUACUUAAAACUUGAGCAUUCUAGCACCACCUUGAAUUUAUUUAUUUCCAUUACAGUAUCUAAUAAACGCAUUAGUGCCUUUGUUAGACACUACCAGAUGUAUGUAAAUUAAAACCUUGGAGCAGAUAAAUUAGUAACUCCCCCCUGUGAGGAUUUUCUCCGAUAUAAAGGUAUGUCGGAGAAAUUCUGUGUGCCGCCAGCCGGAGGCGCUCUAUCUUUCAAAACGAAAUGGUGCUUAUUGAAUGUCUGCUAGCAUUUCACUGAUAGGUGGCGCUACUUACUGUAUUCAUUAAAGUGGAGCUGGAAGAUUUAUAUCCUACACGGCUUUCCAUACUCUGUCGGCUUGCCUUAAUCAACUUUAUGAGUGCCUAGACAGCCACUAGGGGGAGACAUUUUGCAUUCCUUCUUCUACACUCUGCUCAUUCCGUUAAAUGAAUCUAUGUUGCGACUGACAGGGACUUUUCACACCUUCCUGUUACUUUCCAGUGAGUGAAACCUCUGUCGAAAUGUACUCUACUUUUGGGAGAUGUUCAUUGUUUCCUAAACGCUGCUCACAUUGGCUUUACUUUCACCACCAAUAAAAACAGUUUCUAACAACA